UCAUUCAUUGUCCUCUAAUGGCAUUCAUCACUAUCCAAAGAAACACAUCCAUUGAAUCCAUUCACCAAAACAUGAAGAUUAAGUGUGAUUCAAAUCAACAAAUGAAGUACUCUUUAGUGGAGUCACAGACACUGGACUCCCAUAAAAGUGGUAACGAGUGCUACUUCGCUGUGAGGGGUGCGGCCAUCAUAUUACCACAUGAAGAGUGUAUUCAUGUCUACAAGAGUUUGUCGAAGAACUCGUCCACAGCUGACAUUCAGAAGCACUUGCAGUCUAUGUUUGUUUUGCUCAGACCUGAAGACACACUCAGAAUGGCGGUCAAACUGGAGAGCAUAUACCCCAACCGAACCCGAUAUCUAAUUAUCGUUAGUUCUAUGUCUCAGUCGCGAGAAGAGAGUUGUCUCUUAGGCAUCGACUGUAAUAAUGAGGCGUCCAUUGGUUUAGUACUUCCCGUUUGGGCCGACACUCGCAUUACACUCGAUGGCGACGGAGGUUUUAGUAUAACAUCCUAUGAAAGGCAUCAUAUAUUCAAACCCGUAUCCGUUCAGGCGAUGUGGUCUGCUCUGCAAACACUGCAUAGAGUGAGCCAUAAGUCUAGAGAACAUAAUUACUUUUCCGGCGGAACCUCUCACUCUUGGAUUAGUUAUUACGAAAAGAAGGUUACAUUUGAUCGCUCGGCAUAUAAUGAAUGGCAUGCAAUGGAUGAUUUGCUGAAUAAGAGGCCGCCCUCUCCAGACCUGCGAACAAAGCCUCCCGAACAGGUGGCGACCGAACAACUAAUUCGUGCCAAACUCAAGGAAGUAAUGAUGGCCGAGAAUCUCGACGAAGUCACCUCCAAAUACAUCCGAACCAAAAUCGAGAGAGAGUUGGGAAAGGAUUUGAGUCAAUAUAAGUCAUUCAUCGACGAGGAAAUGCUCAAAAUAUUGGGACAAAUGGAUGAGUCCUCACAGAUAUUCGACUACUUGUAUUUGGGCUCUGAAUGGAAUGCCUCCAACUUUGAGGAACUCAAGGGAAAGGGUGUGGGCAAAAUUCUGAACGUCACGCGAGAGAUCGACAACUUCUUCCCUGGAAUGUUCGACUACUACAACAUCCGGGUCUAUGACGACGACUCGACCGAAAUGUUGAAAUAUUGGGACAAAACCUUUCGAUACAUUCGCAAAGCCAAAGACGAGGGCUCCAAAGUGUUGGUUCACUGCAAGAAAGGUAUCUCGAGGUCGGCAUCUGUGGUGUUGGCGUUUGUGAUGAAGGAGACGGGAUGGAAGUUAGACGAGGCCUUCGAGUUCGUCAAAAACAAGCGCAACUGUAUUCGACCGAACUCUGGGUUUCUCAGACAACUUGAGAUCUAUCAGGGAAUACUUGACGCCAGCAAACAGAGACAUAACAGUCUUUGGCGAUCCAAAUCUGAGACCAAUUUGGUCUCAAAAGACAUUUGUCUCAAAAGGAAGAGUAACGAAGAGUUGGCGAACAAUAAGAAUCGCAUUAAUAAACAGAUGAACAAUAAAAAUGAUUGCAAUAAAGAGAACUCGGAUUUUGGAAAUGUUCUCCAAAUUCCCGGUUCUGUUGAGAGACCCAAGUCUUGGUCUCCCGAAGACUCCAUUUUUGGUGAACUCUUCGCUAACAAUAAGAACUCAAACGUUAAGGAAAUGAAGAAUAAACGGUCGAACGGAAGGCAACGGUUCGGAACCGACCCCUCGUGUUAUAACAUUAUGGAAGCCAAGAGAAGCAUUGAAUUGAAAUUAACUGAAACUGACAUUUUGGACACAAAUAAAGUGCAAAAUAGAUGUUCAAUAGUAAAGGACAGGAUUAUAGACUUUGAAACUUCACAGUCACAGUCCAGUGCAAUGAUCGAUACUCUUAAAGGGAACAGUAGUUCUGGUUUGGUGUACAGUCUGACCAAUCAGUUUGAGUCAACACAUCAUAAGAAUGUUAAGCAUAAAGAAGUGAUGAUUGAUUUGUCGAACAUAGAGUCCAUUCAGAAGACUGGUCUCCAAUCUAAACCUCCGAUUCCUAAACACCAGAGCGAGAAGUUAGCCCUAUAUCCAAGACUGGAACCAUUAGAAAGUUGUGAUAAACCCUCGAAGCAUUUGUCGAGAGAACAAGUGAUUGAUUUGAAUAAGUAUUAUAUGAAGGACUUGUCGACUGAAUUGAGUCCGACUCUUGAAGUGGUGAACACUCGGCGAAGACUGGAAGACAAUAAUCUGAAGCGAACCAACUCUUACGAUAGUAUUCUCAAAGAGUUGUCACUUUCGCUGUUCGAAAACCAUUGCCAUCAGUGGUCACAACACAACGACUCUAAAGGACACAAACGAAGUUCGUCUCUGUUCUCUCACAAUCACAAUAACAAAGGGUUAGCACUUCCGCCGCUGACGACCUGUCGGUUACCAUCCAAUGAGUCCAGCGAUCACACGAGUCGACAAGAAUUGUCGCAUUACCCGAGGACUGGCCGCAUGGGUAUCCCUCACAGCAAAAGUAUGCCUUCGGUUAUAGAAGCUGUGAAUGAAGUGCUUUGCAGUACAAGUGCUGUUAUGAAUAGUUUGAUGCAAAGUAUUCCCAACACUAAAGCAAAAACAAAGCCAAUCUAUGAAUCUUCACAAGCGAUGCAAAUCCAGUCUAAUAGCAAUAGCGAGAGGCGAAUGCAAUCCAAUUUAAGUCAAUCGCUAAACGAAUCCAUUUUAUAUAGAAAUAGGUUUUCCUCGGAAUGCGAGUCCAAAGUAUAUUCUGUGACAACCAGUAAAAGUAGUACUCAUUCGAGCCGUGCGUCCAAAAUGAAAGACUCGGAUGGAGUCGUCAAACGACUGACUGAGAAGAUUGAGGCCAAAGUGAAGGGCAGUCACAGCACCGGCUCAGACACGACAGCCGAGUCCGAGACCCUCCAGCACUCGCACAGCACCCCUUCCUCUCCCAACAUCAACCGCAACGAUAGGCCGCGCGCUUCCACUCUCAAUGAGUCGACCGCUGAACCAAAAACACUGAAACCGUUGCGUAAAACGAGUUUUGAGUUUCCCUUCAAACGAAUCAAAUCUCAACAGUCUUUCGAAAGUGAAAUACAAACCAAUAGUUUCUUUUCAUCGCAAAUGAGUUCGUGUUUUACAAACAAAUUCGCAAAAACAUCGAAAAAGAGGUCCGACUCAGAGCUGACUCACAAAAGCCAUUCACAAAGCCAUGCAAUACACAUGGAGUGCUCCGGGAGUACGGAAGUGGUACGUAAGGCGGGCCCGAAGUUGCAACAGGGAAGGAGUCACCCCCUCACUAGACUCAUGCCUAUGCCUCCCAACACUUCCAAAGUGAAGAACUCUAUACUAUGUAAUCAAUUGAAUGAAUGAAUGAAUCAAUAUCUCACUCAACGCUAGUCAAUGAAAUCGCGAU
Oppiella nova is the source of this 3366-nucleotide messenger RNA. The record is from the annotation of a GenBank genome assembly. Lineage: Eukaryota; Metazoa; Arthropoda; Arachnida; Sarcoptiformes; Oppiidae.